Messenger RNA from Scophthalmus maximus (turbot), 7612 nucleotides. RefSeq names its product arf-GAP with GTPase, ANK repeat and PH domain-containing protein 1-like. Gene Ontology annotation, molecular function: GTPase activator activity; GTPase activity; GTP binding. Gene Ontology annotation, cellular component: nucleus. NCBI's taxonomy places the organism in Eukaryota, Metazoa, Chordata, Actinopteri, Pleuronectiformes, Scophthalmidae. The transcript is spliced from 20 exons. Bases 2592 to 6248 code for a protein of 1218 amino acids. The record is from RefSeq and is a predicted model, not a curated record.
GUUUUCUUUUUUGGAGGGGGUCUUGCAGCUAAAUUUAUAAAUUGUUUCACAAAGGGAUACUCAACGCGUUGAAUUAAGUUAAGACACUAAGAAAAGAUGACUGUUAUGAAAAAGACUUGGUGGAGAAGGACCUGAGAUACUCUGAAUGUCAGACCCAAAUUUCCCGUAUGUCGAGCUCCAAAAACAGUGGAUCCUACACUUCCCAUAAUACAUCUGGAUUGUAUCUAUAUGUUAGAAAAUCAUUUAACUGAAAAAAUGCAGUUUCCAGGCCCAAUCCAAGAUACUAUCCCAAACCCUGAUGACAUUGCCAGGGGUUCCUGUCAGAGCCACAGAUACAAACAAUUUUCACCCAAUUUAUACAAAUGUUUUGGCAGAUUGAGUAGUGAUCUCCAUGAGGUAAAGAGAUUUAGAUGAGGGAAGUCCCUUUGAAUUAUCUUCUCUUUUUUUUUACUGUGAUCUGUUACAGUCAACCACUACAACAAAUGUGCAAUAUUACUCAAUAUAUAUAAAUGUUGCAUUAAGCUGCACACACUUGAAACUAUACAGCAGGAUGUAACUAAUGCGUGAGGCAAAUAAAGGAAUAGUGAAUUUUGGGACAUUUGUUGAGAGUACAUGAGAGGAUCGCAAAAGCACAACGACUAGAAACAGGGGAAAUGGCUCCCUUUCCAUUUGCCUAUUAAAUGCUUAUAUGAGAUAUAGUAUGUUAUAGACUGUAUUGUUCACUUUUUGUGCCAUAUUUCAUAAUCAUAAUUGGGACACAAAAUAAUGGCUAAUAAAUAAUGUAAAUAUAGAUCAAAGUAAAACCAGUAUGUGCAAAGUAUCUUCACCCUGCUGAGCUACACAUCUAAAGAAUUCAAAGCACAUAAAUAGACUUGCACUAUUUACUGAAAAUUCACAGUAUGUCAUGAAAAAAUAUUUAUGUGCACGUGUUCUACUUGUCACUAUUGGAUUAUUUUAAAAAGCAUUAAGUUUGUGUGGGUUGAGUAUAUUUUUUUAAUCACUCGAAAUCUUGACAGGUUUAUAAUGAGGAUACAAGCACAGAAGGCGGACAGGCGGCUUCUCUUGAAGAGGGAUUGUGUAGUGAACAGAAACAUUUUCUAGCUUUUUAUGAGCUUUUUUGUGCAUUUUUUCUUUCCCAGGACACACAUCUAUUUCCCUCCCUUCGUUUGAAUAUUAUUCUAAAGCCCUGCAUCUAAUUAUCCAAAUUCUUCAGUCUCAUCAAUAUCUUCAGUUCCCUCUCUAUUCCUUCUAAUACCAAUUAAUCAGAUGUUACUUCCUUUAGCUUCCCUCCUUUAACAUUGAUGUUUUACACACCAGCCUAUACUCUUUUUUUUUAGAUAGAUAGAUAGAUACAGUAGAUAUACAGAUAGAUGGAUAGAUAGAUCACUUUAUUCAUCCACAAGGGAAAUUGUGUUGUUACAGCAGCAAUUACAUAAAUCACACGAACAUAUCAUACAGACACCUUCACAGCCAUACAUCAAAAUAUACAUACAUUGUCUACCAUAUAACUUGAUGAAAUAGAUCGAAUUAAAUUAAGAGAGGAAAAUAGAAUGUGAAUUAUAACAAUUCUAGUAAUCAGAAGAUAAUCCACAUUGUCCUUCCUGUGCAUCGUUUCUUCUUUCCCCCCUUUAGAGUGGACAGACUGUGAGGCAGGGAGAGGAAUCAGGACCUGCCCAUAAAUUGCUUUGGAAAAGGAGAGGGGAGAGAGAGAGAGAAGUGAGGGAGAUGGAGACAGAGCAGAUGCAUUGGAAGGAGCAGAGCUGAGGUUUUUUUCUUCUCCUCCCUCUUGUCUCUUUUGUUGUGUCGGCACAAAUAAAAAUCUGUUGAACGUGGGCAAAGACCACCACCACCACCACCUCCUCACUGCAAGCCCCUCAAACGCAGCCCAUUUGCCAGAGCUGGAUCCCAGUGUGGAGCUGGUUGUGCGGCAGGCUAACGGAGGGCUAACGGGGGGCUGCAAGACUCUGUGGCAGCGAGAAGAGGAGGAGGAGGAGGAGGGGCACUGGUGGUGAGCUGGUGGGCUUCCUCUGCCUCACAGACACAUUUUAUUGACUUGCUAAUUGGAUGAGGCACUCGGAGGAGAGGAUGCAGUGACCGAGAGGAGCUGCUCUCCAGAGGAGGGAUACAGGCACAAGGAAGCCUUGCUUGCGUUCUGCGUAUAUCCAGCUACUUCAUCUCUUUUUCAUACAUUUUUUCUUGAGACAUAACAACAGAUGUUUUUCAGCAUCUCCCCGUGACCCUCACGCCGCGCGUUCAUAAUUUUAUGCAUGACAUUGUCGAAUGGAGGCUCCAGCUGCCAGGCGCUUCGUGACAAGUGAAUGAUUUCCAUUUUGAUGUUUCCUCCCCCUGUUCCCUCUCACCCGUUUUUCUCUGGGACUCAUCAGAUGGAGCUCAGCCUCGUUUGAUGUGCCAUUUGAUAUGAACGGUAUUAUGAGGGCAAGAUAAAUUCCUCUUCAAAUCAAAUGCACAUAGAGCUCUUCAAUGGAUAUGCUUCGGGGAAAAUGAAGUCUUGUCCCUUUUGCCAUGACUGAGGUGUGUGGGUCUGGCUAGGUCGGAGAGCAGGUGCCACUGUGCUGAGGUCCGCUGUUCCAAUGAGCAAAGCCGGCAACCCACAGAGACGCACCACGUACCUCAUCUCCCUCACUCUGGUGAAGGUUGAGGCUGUGCCAGAGGAUGUAGCAGGGAACCAGAAGGAGGCUCUCCCAGAGGGGGAAGGGAGCCCCAAGAAGGAUGAGGAGAGCAAUGUCCCUGAAAAGGAAGAAGGACUUGUAUGUGCACAAGUGGUGGGGAAAGAAAACACGCAGGUGGAAGAAGAUGCGGAGCAGGUGCCGGUCAAGUAUGGUACCCCCACUGAGAACAGAGGGAAGCUCGAGAGGAGGGAAACUCACGGACACCAAAAAGACAUUGCAGCAACUGCUAAAAGCAAAGACCCUUCUCUCGUACACCCACCUGUUCGGCAAAUGGUCAAAGUGUAUGGAGGAACUACCUCUGAGGGAACUGUCCGCAGAGAGGGGCCUCGCUCCGAAGCUCUGCGCCCUAAGACGGAGCUCUACCGGGAGCCACCCAUGCUGUUCCUAAAGGGUGAAAAUGGAGCAGACGUGAACAUUCGCUCACGUUGCAGCCUCCCCUUUUCCAUCCCACCGCAGGUCAGCCAGCGUCCUGAAGUCCUGAUGAGGCCACACGCAGGAGGCAACUCUGCAGGCUGGAGGGAAGCCAGAGAGGCCAAUACCAGCCUGUAUCACUCUGCUAAGACGCUGGACCGCCGGGAUAACCGUAUCGGGGACCAUUCCGCCUUAAUGGCAGCUACAACUCUGGGGCCUUACAGGGCGUCCUGGGCCGACAGCGACGGCAGGGGCACACUCAUUCGCCCUGGAGCUCCCACCAGCGGAGGGUUUUCAGGCGUAAUGGCCCGGGACAGUCCACAGGGGGAGAGAUUUAAGACCGUUUCGGUUUCCCUGCCUGCACCUCCUGCCACUGAUGUGUCCAGGCCUCAGAGGAAAGGUACAAGUCGUACCCUGGACAACAGCGACCUCCAUUCCCUCUCCGAGGACCUGAGGAAGGGGAAGGAGGGCCAGGGAGGAACAAUCCAGCGAGCUCCUCCUCGUGACCGCAAGAUGCUGAAGUUCAUUAGUGGGAUUUUCACCAAAAGUGCAGCUGUGCCACCCACUGUCAACACUGCACCUCCCCUCUAUCCAGCUGUGGAGAGGGGCUCAAGCGAAGAGGAAGGUGCAUUCACCAGUAGUCAAGAAUGGACCAUGACCCAAACUGUACAAGAGCUUCACCUGGGUGUCCUGGGAGGUCUGUGCAGUGGGAAGUCUGCACUGGUCCACAGACACCUGACAGGAAGUUACCUGCCACUGGAAAACGCUGAGGGACGCCAGUACAUUAAGGAUGUCCUGGUUGACGGACAGAGUCACCUUUUGAUCAUCAGAGAAGAGACAGAGCUGCCAGAUGUUCAGUUUGCAAGUUGGGUGGAUGCAGUUAUCUUAGUCUUCAGUCUGGAAAAUGAGGCCAGCUUCCUGGAGGUUUACAAAAUCUACCAUCAGCUUGCAAUCCACCGGCCUGUCACUGAGAUACCUUUCGUAGUAGUUGGCACUCAGGAUAAAAUCAGCAGCACCAACCCCAGAGUAAUCGAUGAUGCCAGGGCCAGACAGCUGUGCUCAGAUGUGCGGCGCUGCACUUACUAUGAAACCUGUGCGACGUACGGCCUCAACGUGAACAGAGUCUUCACUGAUGCUGCUCAGAAGAUCAUGGCAGCCAAGAAGCAAGCUGCUCUGCUGGCUUCCUGCAAAUCUCUCCCUAACUCCCCCAGUCAUUCUGGAGGCUCCACUCCAGUGUCAGGCGUCUUUCCAGGACAGGCCAGUAACGGAGGUCAGAGCAGUGACUACUCCUCCUCACUUCCCUCCACCCCUGUGAUCAGCCAUAAAGAGAUCGGCAGGACAGCGAGAGGGGAGAAACAGGAGAGUGCCACGCCCGGGUCUGUCCGCAGCACCACCCGACGACGCACCCCUCGAUUUGCGGGUCGGAGAGGCAGUGACUCAAACAGAAGAAGUGCGGACUAUAAGGGGGAUCUGGGCAUUGGACGCUCCAUCCCCAUCAAACAGGGCAUCUUGCUGAAGCGCAGCGGGAGCUCGCUCAACAAAGAGUGGAAGAAGAAGUAUGUCACACUGUCCAACGACGGCAUACUGUCCUAUCACUCCAGUGUCAAUGACUACAUGCUGAACACCCCGGGGAAAGAGAUGGACCUGCUGAGAGUGACGGUGAAAGUUCCCGGGAAGCGACCACCUCGUGCUGUACCUGCCUGCGGCCCUGCAGCCGGGCUCAACGGCCGGGUCAAAGACGUCCCAGGACCUGAGGGUGUCAGCCCAGUCCUGGUGAGUGCCAGCAGCCUCCUGCAGGUGGAGGAAAUGGAAGGGCUGGGUGGUGCACUCUUCCUGAGGGGUAACAGAGGGGUGCAACGAUGUCCCUCCACAUUAUCGAACCACGCUCAGAGUGUUGACUCUGCAGUUGAGGGAGUCUCCAGCUCCUCCUCCACCAAAGACGUAGGCUCUGCCUCGCCAGUGACCGACAGGAAGAAGCAUCGCAGGAAGAAGAGCAUGAACCAGAAAGGAGAUGCAGCCACUGGCCAAGCAGAUGCCAAGCGAAAAAUGUGGAAACUGAAGAGCUUUGGUAGCUUGAGGAACGUAAGCAAGACAGACGAGGAUAACUUUGACUUCGUCGUUGUGUCGAGCACCGGCCAGACGUGGCACUUUGAAGCCCAGAGUGUGGAGGAGAGGGAUUCCUGGGUCCAAGCCAUCGAGAGCCAGAUCCUGGCCAGUCUGCAGCUGUGUGAGAGCAGCAAAAACAAGGCUCGCAGGAACAGCCAGAGUGAAGCGGUGGCUCUGCAGGCAAUCCGCAACGCAAAGGGCAACAACUUCUGUGUCGACUGUGAUGCUCCGAAUCCAACCUGGGCCAGUCUGAACCUGGGCGCGCUCAUAUGCAUUGAGUGUUCAGGGAUCCACAGAAACCUGGGGACCCAUCUGACGCGUGUUCGCUCGCUGGACCUCGACGAUCUGCCCCGAGAGCUCACUCUGGUUCUCAGCGCCAUCGGCAACUACAUGGUCAACAGUAUAUGGGAGGCGCGCACCCUGGGCCAACGCAAACCAGCACCUGAUGCUACAAGAGAGGAGCGGGAGUCAUGGAUCAGAGCCAAGUAUGAGCAGAAACUGUUUGUGGCGCCGUUGCCUCCUCCCACUCCCAGUGAGGGCCCAGACAUCACGCUAUCUGGCCGUCUUCUGUUGGCAGUGAUGGAGCACAACCUCCCAAAGCUGCUGCUCCUUUUGGCCCACUGCACUAAGGAGGACAUUAAUGCACCUCUCAGCCUGGCCCUCUCCUCCAGGUCGCUCUUAGCGCUGCGACUGCCCGGCUCUGCCCUGCACGCCGCCUGUCAGCAGGCCGAUGUGGUGAUGACGCAGCUCCUUGUUUGGUAUGGCUGUGACGUUCGGUAUCGGGACGCUCAGGGCCUGACGGGGUUGGCUCUGGCUCGCAGUGCUGGCAGCCAGGAGUGUGUCGACAUCCUUCUCCAGUACGGAUGCCCAAAUGAACCGGCGGCCCCCUCCAUCGCCACGACAGUCGGCUACGCAGCCGCCGCUACAUCCAGCUUCCCUGUUGCCAUGACACCCAGCCUGACAGUUGCCACGACACUCAAGAUCUCGCAGAGCGGUGGCACAAGUUUGAGCUACAGCACGUCGAGAAGGGCAGUGUCAUAAUGAAAAAUGUGGUAUAGUGUGUGUGUGUGUGUGUGGGUGUGUGUGCGUGCAUGUGUGUGUGUGUCAGUGAUGAAAACCCACUGGUGAUCACACACAGGCACAUUCAGUCUGCUAGAAUGAUUUAACCAAAACAAAAAAAAGGAGAAGUUUUCCCGACCACACUACAUCGCAUCCAGAUUCCUCUGCGAACAGACUUCAUAGGAAUGUAUUGCACUGUAUACCAGCUGGUAUGAUUCAUAUUUCCUCAUGCAGUCAAUAUUCCAUCAAGUUUGAAUAUUUACUCUGUUACAAAUGCAGUAUAUUUACUCUGUUGAGAAUGGAAAUCUGCCUUUGGCCUCAAACAGCUUAACUGAGCAUCUAGAGCCCAGAAGUGAAGAACUACAAUAAGUUUACUAUUUGAAAGAUAGACGUCUCUACUUUCAAGUCUGUCAAACACCUCCAUACUACUUUCUAACGUUAUUGACCAUGAAUGUCAGUUUUGAAAUUUAGAGUGUGUAUACUGUGUUAAGUUGAACACAGCUGGUUGUUUUGCUGCAAAAAAUAAUGUUGUGUAAGUUAAUAAAAAAAAAGGCCCAAAACUGGUCUAAAACAAAGGCUGUUUUAAAGCUAAUGAAAAAUAACUGUAUAGAGAUACACAAAAAUACUAUAAUAGAUUGUUAUUGUAUGAUUUGCACACUUGGUUCUGUGUAUAAAACGCAAAGAGUGACCUAGAGCUGUUCAGAGAUUUACGAUUAACUCUUUGACAUCCAACACUGAGAUUUCUUUGUAAUGUUUGCAUCAUGUGUGACAUGAACACUGCACAUGAUGUGUGCGUCAUGACAGCAGGUCAUUAUCAAGGCCAGUGUGAUAUACUAGACAUGUAAACCAAGACGUGGAAUGGCUUGAUAUUGAUUGAAUGUAUACAGAGUUUGUCAUUUCAAACACUUACUCGUGUUUUCCAGACGAUACUUUUAGGAUGUUUUAUUCUUUGAUCAACUCAUAAUCCCGCUGUGACGAAUAGAUCAAAGGUUCUGAUCUAUAAAACUGGGCCUUUGAACGACUACAAUUAUUUACAAGUGGCUGAAUAUCAACAUGAAACAGAAUGUUUGCCCAAAUUAAUAUUUUUUAAAAGGCUUAAAAAAAAAACAGUACUGUAUGUAUUUUUGUGUUGAUCUGAAGACUCUGCUGAGUGUACUUGUCUGUGAUGUAAGCAUCUCUCUCCAUUUGUAUUUUUAUACCCAUGGAAUGAUUCAUUGGUCAUUCAUUAUCAAUACAUUAAGGCUCCUGCUCAAGCUGUGGUGCUCUGUCAGAGUCGUGUGUGUGUUUUUCUGUGUCGGGGCUCUUUGGCAAACCUGAGCUAUUUCAUAAACAUCAGUGAGAAUCUG